GCACUAUUGUAUCACCACUGCAGUGUUUGACAGAUCAUGAAGUUCAAACUUCCCAAUCCUGGCCUGGAGGACAGGAUAUUGUCCUAUGAGCAGCUGGACUCACUGGAGGAGAAAGAGGCUGGGGACAGACCCAAAUGGGACAACAAGACUCAGUACAUGCUGACCUGUGUUGGGUUCUGUGUGGGACUCGGAAAUGUCUGGCGCUUCCCCUACCUGUGUCAGAGUCAUGGAGGAGGUGCAUUUAUGAUACCAUUUCUGAUCCUGCUGGUCCUUGAAGGAAUACCUCUCCUGCAUCUCGAGUUUGCCAUAGGACAACGUAUAAGAAGAGGCGGUUUAGGAGUGUGGGGUGCAAUUCAUCCCUAUUUGACCGGCAUUGGUAUUGCAUCCAUGUGUGUAUCCCUGACGAUCAGUCUCUACUACAACACCAUCAUUGCCUGGAUCCUGUGGUACUUCUUUAACUCAUUUCAAGACCCUUUGCCUUGGAGUCAAUGUCCCAUGAAUGCCAAUUUAACAGGCAUUGUCUCAGAGUGUGAGAGGAGCUCCCCUGUGGAUUAUUUCUGGUACAGGGAGACCCUGAACACAACCCCAAAUAUUGAAGACGAUGGCGGUCUGCAGUGGUGGAUACUGCUAUGUCACAUUUGUGCGUGGUCUGUGCUCUAUAUCUGCAUUAUUCGUGGUAUUGAGACCACUGGGAAGGCUGUGUAUGUGACUUCCACCCUUCCCUAUGUGGUGCUGACAAUAUUCCUGAUCAGAGGGUUGACCCUGAAGGGCUCUUUGAAUGGAGUUAAGUUUCUCUUCACACCAGAUUUAGCAGAGCUGGCAAAGCCAUCAACAUGGCUCGAUGCGGGGGCUCAAGUUUUCUAUUCCUUCUCUCUGGCUUUUGGUGGUCUUAUUUCCUUCUCAAGCUACAAUUCAGUGCAUAACAACUGUGAACAGGAUGCAGUGAUCAUCUCUAUAAUCAAUGGUUUCACCUCCGUCUAUGCUGCAACUGUCAUCUACACCAUUAUCGGCUUCAGAGCAACAGAAAGAUUUGACAAUUGCCUUUCAGGAAACAUCCUAGCAUUACUGAAUAUGUUUGAGCUUCCCGAGGGCUACAUCACUGACAGCAACUACGAUCAGGUUGUUCAACGCCUAAAUGAAACAAGCCCUGAGAUUAUUCAACAGCUCGAUCUUCCAACCUGCAACUUGAGAACUUUUCUCAGUGAGGGAGUUGAAGGAACCGGUUUAGCCUUCAUUGUGUUCACUGAGGCUAUCACCAAGAUGCCCCUUUCCCCAUUGUGGUCCGUCCUUUUCUUCAUCAUGCUCUUUUGCCUCGGCCUGUCUUCUAUGUUUGGUAACAUUGAGGGAGUUGUGGUGCCACUGCAAGACCUCAAGGUUUUCCCUAAGUCAUGGCCAAAAGAGGCUAUCACCGGUGUCACCUGCAUGUUCUGUUGUCUGGUGGGUCUGAUAUUUCUCCAAGGCUCAGGGAAUUAUUGGCUUUCACUUUUUGACACCUAUGGAGGAUCCAUCCCUCUGCUGGUGGUUGCAUUCUGCGAGAUGUUCUCAGUCGUGUACAUAUAUGGAAUAGACAGGUUCAAUGAUGAUAUUGAGUUCAUGAUUGGUCACAAACCCAACUUCUUCUGGCAGGCAUCAUGGAGAGUCAUCAGCCCGCUAAUUAUGCUCGUCAUCUUGGUCUUCUACUUCAUCACUAAAGUUUCUGAAAAGAUCCUUUACAAGGCUUGGGAUCCAGAAUCGGAUAAUUUCCCUACACUGGAGGAAAAGCUCUAUCCAUCCUGGAUCUACGUGAUCAUCUUUAUAUUGGCAGGGAUACCAGCUCUUGCUGUGCCUUUAGUUGCUGUCUGGAAAUGUGUAAUGACAAAGAAGAGGGAUAAGUUACAUAUUGAUAAUAUCGCUGACCAAAUUCAAAUAAACGAUGAAAUCAAAAAAAAUCCCAGCCUAAUAUUCUGGUAAAGUCCACUAUUUUCUCUUUCCCAAAAUAAUGAAUCGACUGCUAUAACGGUUUAAUCGAUGCAAUUCAAAAAUAAGAGACAAAGCUUUUCUGAACAGAACUCCCUGUUUCUUCAGCUACCUGUAACAUCAAGUAAAGCUCUAAUUUCUUCGCUGUGAAUCAGAUGACUAUAUGAAACGCUGUAAAAUUAAAAAGAAACAGUUACAUAACAAUUUGUCGCCACAGAGGCUUAUUGGUUUAUUCAAGUUUAUUUGAUCUGACUUUUUGCAUGGCCUUACUUUCAGAACACCUUUUACAUUAAGAGAUUGUCAUUCUAAAAACACCAUAAACAUUGAUCUCAUACAUUAACAGUGAGUGAAGUACUACUAUCUUCGUAAAAGCAACAUUUUUUUAUAGCUAUUAUAAUGGGGAGCAUCAUAUCGCGCAGUCCAUUCGUUUGUGAUGCAUUGUGGCCUUCAUCAUGUUCGCUUUCAGAAAGAUGGAAAGCACCAUUAGGGAGAAUAUUUGAGGGAAAAUGAUGGGACCCUUGCAGUGUCUUCCACAUCAUUAACUUUGCCUGAAGCUCUAUCUCAUAGAGAUACUGUAUUUCUGAUCUUACAUGUGACCAGGUGGGCCCUGCUUCCUAUAACUUUGUGUGAGGUUAUAACAUUAUAUAUAUUUCUUAACCCUUAUGUUCUGUUCGGGUCUCCUGUGUGUUGAACCUGAACACACACAUGCACGUGUGCAAUAUGUGGUGUCAUGUGUUUUGGGGCCAUAGAAUAAAAUUACAACAGGAUUGUACGGUUAUGAAUGCAUAAUAAGUUAGUUAUGAUGUAGUUAAAACAAUAUUGGAUGAUAGGCAUUUUUUUGUUGUGUUUUGGACUGAAAUAAAUUAUGGGUCAAAAUUGACCCGCGAACACCAUGAACGGUAACAGCUUUCGAACACAACACAAGGGUUAAUCCAAUUUGUAUUUUGUAAGAAAUUGACCAAGAGAAAAUCUAAUGAAGUAAAUUUAAGCCCAUAAUAGAUUACUAUCCCAGGGUAACGCUGUGAGUUCAUACUUUUGUGGGGUUAACUUUGAUUAGACAGCUACAGUUUACCAUGUGAUUCACUAUUUGAUUUUAAGAAUGGGAGGAAGUACUAUCCCAAAAGGAAACUGACUUCGAGCCAUGCAAUGAAAGUACAUUAAUCUGUCCAGCUGGGGUCACUAUUGUGAUGUGUUUGAGAAGUAAAUAGUAAUCAUCUGCUUAUUCAGCUGCUUAUUGUUAUUUAAAUGCAUUUACCAUGUGUAAAUACAUGCUUUAUGAGUUUACUUUAAUAUUCAAUUGAAUUAUAAUGGAUGUGACUGAUUGUAGUCUGUAUGAAUAUGAAAGAUAACAUAAUUCAAAUUAAGUUUGAUAAGGAACUGCAUCCACAAUAGAUACUUGUACAGUACCUUUUGUAAGGGAUAAUAACCAUUGACUGAAGUAAUGGAAACCUUGUACAACUGUAAAAUAAUAAAUGCAAUGUAGACUGUAUCACGUUAUGAA
Molecule: messenger RNA, 3457 nt
Organism: Trematomus bernacchii (emerald rockcod)
Lineage: Eukaryota; Metazoa; Chordata; Actinopteri; Perciformes; Nototheniidae
Gene: slc6a19b
Product: solute carrier family 6 member 19b
Exons: 12
Coding region: 37-1950 (637 amino acids)
Biological process (GO): sodium ion transmembrane transport
Cellular component (GO): plasma membrane
Source: RefSeq, a predicted model, not a curated record